AUGAAAACUAAGGAUUUUCCCCAUAAUAAUUUCAAUACUAUUGAAGACAUACUCUUGUCAAGCAUCUCUAUAAUUCAAAAAAGUGUUAAAGAUAUCAUUGAACGAGAUAACAAACUAUCCACUUAUGAAAAAAAUGGAAACAACAUCAAUCUCAGAUUAUAUUACCCAAACCACCAAAUAUCCGAUGAACAUAUAAUUCAUUUCAGCAAAUACACAGAUAUAGAAAAGAUCUCAUUCGACAAAAAGAAAAAGAAAACUAUCUUUAUCUCUCUCUCAAAAGAAAACCUACAUAAUCUCCUUAAUGAAAGAGAUACCACCAACAAGAUGAACAAGUUCAUCACGCACUGUGACGAUUACCAUAUGGUAAUUGGAAACAUCAACUCAUCCAAUCAAGACAUUGAAAAAGUGUUAAAAGAACAACUUAACCUAAAAAUUGACUUCUUCUUUUCUCACAUCAAAGUCAACAAAAACAAUACCUCCUUUUUCCACCUCAUCGAAAGAAAAAACAACUCAAUCAAAUCAAAGCUACUCCAAUCACCAUACUAUCGUAUUAAGAUUAAGUCUGCAACAAAAUCAAAAAAUCAUCCUAACAACAAAAUCAAUCAACUAAUCAAUGAAGAUAUACUAGGGGUCUCCACUGAUAAAGAAAUUGAUAACAACAUUACCAUAAUCAAUCAAUUAAUCAAAAAAGAUAGGGUCGACUUUAAUGAUCAAGAUGAUGAUUACAAAGAAACUAUUUCUGACAACGAAUCUAACAAUUCAACUAACACACUAGAUAACGAGGAAAUAUCUAAUGACGAAACAAACAAACAAACAAAAAACCAAUCACCACAAGAUGACAAUAAAUCAUCAACCAGCAAACCCUCAAGAACAUCCAGGGUUAACGCACUAAACAACAUCUUUACAAGAUUAGCUUCACCAACUUCCAAAAAUAAAACCGCCAUAACAAAUAUGAAUACCACCGCAAAAAGUAACCGUACUCGAAAUGUUAGCCAAAUAUCCACACCAAUCAAAAACACUCCAUACCAAUCAGGCAGUCCGAAAUCACCUGCUAUUGAACAAAAAUCUAAGAAAAAAAAAACUUCUUAA
This is a messenger RNA of Dictyostelium purpureum, 1089 nucleotides long. RefSeq lists its product as uncharacterized. The coding region runs from base 1 to 1089 and encodes 362 amino acids. The transcript has a single exon. The record is from RefSeq and is a predicted model, not a curated record. Lineage: Eukaryota; Evosea; Eumycetozoa; Dictyosteliales; Dictyosteliaceae.